Teleopsis dalmanni is the source of this 357-nucleotide messenger RNA. RefSeq lists its product as uncharacterized. The coding region runs from base 1 to 357 and encodes 118 amino acids. The record is from RefSeq and is a predicted model, not a curated record. The transcript has a single exon. NCBI's taxonomy places the organism in Eukaryota, Metazoa, Arthropoda, Insecta, Diptera, Diopsidae.
AUGCCUUCAACACACACAGAUUUACGGCGCUAUUUAGGGUUAACGGGAUACUUCCGAAAGUUUAUACCAGGCUACACAAUUAUAUCAGAACCGUUACGACAAUUACUUAAGAAAAACGCUGUCUUUAAAUGGACAGACCAACAAACGAACGCUUUUGUGAACCUAAAUGAAGCACUAUCAACCGGACCAGUAUUAACGGGUUACCGAAUGAAAGCUGAGCAUCAAGUGCAUCGGACUCGCAGAAAUUGGAAGCCGGUGGCGCACUUUAGUCGAUCUACCACACCGCUGGAAAGGAAAUAUCACAGUUACGAAUUAGAAACGCUAGCAAUUGUCGAAUCCGUCGAUCGCUUUAAAUAA